Messenger RNA from Hansenula ciferrii, 3558 nucleotides. It is a transcript of the gene PSK2, whose product is annotated as serine/threonine protein kinase PSK2. Bases 1 to 3558 code for a protein of 1185 amino acids. Gene Ontology annotation, cellular component: nucleus; cytosol; cytoplasm. The transcript has a single exon. NCBI's taxonomy places the organism in Eukaryota, Fungi, Ascomycota, Saccharomycetes, Phaffomycetales, Wickerhamomycetaceae. Gene Ontology annotation, molecular function: protein serine/threonine kinase activity; ATP binding. Gene Ontology annotation, biological process: negative regulation of glycogen biosynthetic process; intracellular signal transduction; protein phosphorylation. The record is from RefSeq and is a predicted model, not a curated record.
AUGCCCUACGCAUGUCCCAUCAAUGGGAAAGGUGCUACUCUUAAAUUGAACCAAAAUAAACAAGAAGAAGAUCCUUCUCCUAUAAAGAUCAUACACCAGGAUAAUAACAACAAUAAUACAAAUCAGAAACAAAAAAAUCGUUCUUUUUAUAUAUUCAAUGAUGAAGAUACUCCAUUAAGUUCAAAACAACAACAAUUGAAAUUACAACAACAAUUCGAAUUACAAGCUAAACAAUUGGAACAACAACAAACCAAGUCACAAGGUGAUACUUUAAAACUGCCUCAAGAUUAUAAAAAUGAAUUCAAAUCAAGAACUGCACCUAAAACUCCUCCAAGAUCUAAUCAAUCAACAUCAUCAUCCAAAACAGCGGCUAUAUCACCAACCGCCAUUUCACCAAAUAGAUCUUCUUCACCUUCUAAAAAGGCUUCACAAGUUAUACGAUCAAAUUCAAGGAAAAAACAAAUGAAUGCAGGUGGUAUAUCAAAAUUAUCUUUAAAUUUAAAUGAAAUUUUAAAAUUCCCAAGAGAAUCAACUCAUGCUUAUUCUUAUGCUCAUUUAUCUCCAAAUUCUUUAGCUGUUAGAUUAUCUAUCCUCAAGAGAUCUUUAGAAAUCCUUGUUGAUCGUCCUGAUUUACAUCAACAUCAUGAUUCUUUAAAUUUGGAUAUUGAAAGUUUUAUUAAUCAAAUUCAUGAUGAAGAAUUAGAUAAACCUCAUUUACAACAAAAUGCUUCAUCUGCUGCAUUAGCUGCUUUAUUUUCACCAAAUGGUUCUAAACCAUCAACUCCAUUAACUUCAAAUAACAAUAAUAAUCAUUCAUAUUUCCAAGAUUCAACUCAUUUAGGUAUCAAAGCCCUUAUAAAUAUAUUACAACAAGAUAAAUCUUUAAAAUCUGGUGAAGAUGGUUCAUCCUCUAAAAGAGAUUUAGCAAUGAAUCUUCAUGAUUUAUCUUUAUCAAAUGCUUCAGAUGACAAUACAACACAACAACAACAACAACAAUCAUCAUUGGGAACUGAUUCAGAAUCUCAACUGAAAAUCAAAUUAUUACAUGCCUUAGCAACCCCUUUUUAUGAACCUAUUGUUUCAACUCCAAUAAUUUCAUUACAAAAAAAUGCAUCAACUUUAGCAUUAUCUUCAUUAAAUCAAUCAACUUUAGAAUCACCACAACCUUCUCCUGAUAGAAGAAAUUCAAAUGAACGGAUAUUCCACUCAAUGCCUCAAAAAAACACAUCACCACAAGCUGUGUUUACAUGUGAAUUAAAUGAUCCAUGGAAUUUAAAAGCUGCUAAUGAUUUAGCAUGUUUAAUAUUUGGUGUUUCAAGAACUUCCUUAAAAAGAUUAACUUUAUUAGAUUUGAUUUCACCAGAUUCAAGAGAUUUUGUAUUGAAUAGAUUAAUUAAAACUAUUUUAGAAUCAAAUCAAGAUAUUAUUUUUUCCGGUCAAGUUGUUGCUAUAGCUAAACCUGGGAAUAAACUGACUUGGGCUUCACUUUGGGCCAAAAAAAAGGGAAAUUUAAUCAUUUGUAUGUUUGAUCAAGUCCCUUGUGAUUCUAUAGAUUUAGUAUUAUGUCUUGAUUCCCUUAAAAUUGAAAAUCAUAAAAAAAUUAGUGGUGGUAGUUUUUUCAAUAAUAAAUUUUUAUCUAAAAUUGAUAAAUUAGAUGAAAUAAUUAAUAAUCUUGAUGAUGUCAUAAAGGUUGAUCAUGAUCAAGAGGAUAAAGGAUAUCCAGAUGUUUUUUAUCAAACUCAACAAAUUAAUUCACAAAGAUAUUUUACAUUAAAUAAAAAUGGAAUAAAUAUUCCUUGUGCUGUGUUUAUUAAAGUUAUUGAUGAAAAUUUAAAUAAAGUUAAAUUGAAAAUUCAUUCAUUACCUUAUAUAGCAGGUGUUUUCAUAAUUUCAAAUAAUCCUUUGGAAAAUUAUAAAAUUUUAUCAUUUAAUGAAUCUGUUGCUAAGAAUCUUUUUGGAUUCCAUGAAUCUCAAUUAAUAAAUCAAUCAAUAAAUAAAAUAAUUCCAAUUUUUACAAAAAUAAUGGAAUUAAUUGGUAAAUUUUUUAAAAAUUUAAAAAUUUUACCUGGUCUUGUUUUACCAGAUCAUUUUUUUAGAAAAUUAAAUUCAUUAAUUGAAAAAGGUACAAAUAAUGAAGAAGAUUUUUUAAAUUCAACAGGUAUAAUUGGUAAACAUUCAGAUGGAUCUCCAAUGAAAAUUGAUGUUCAAUUAAGAUGUUCAAAUGUUGAUACUUUAAUUUUAUGGAUUACUCAUUCAAGAUCUAUUUAUGAUUCAAAUUCACCAAAAUCAACCACUGAAACAACAACAACAUCAACAACAAAGGAUGAAUUUAAACCUCCAACUUCAUUGAAAAGACCGGGUAUGAUUAAGACAAGAUCUGUUAGAAGUGUUAAAAUCAUUGAUGAUAAAGAAGAAAUUGUUGAGGAAGAAGUUGAAAUUGAUACAAUGGAUCCAAAUAAUGAUGAUGAAAAUGAUGAGAUUCCUUCACAAUUAUCUAUAUUAAAUGAAAAUGAAAUUCAAUCCGUUAGUAGAUCAUCAAGUCUUAGAUCUUCAAAUGUUACAUCCUCAUCUGAUUUAUCAAAUUUAUCAAAUGUUGAAGAAGAAGAAACUCGUAAGGAUGAAGAAGGUUUAAAAUUCAAAAUAUUGGGGAAAAACAUUGAUGAACAUACGCUAUUAAAAUUAGAAAAUGAAACUAUAGCACAAAAUCAAAAUUUAUCAAAAUAUUAUCCAAGAAAAAUUGGUUCCAAGAGACGUGAAAAAUCAAUUAAAGAAUUUAAAAUUUUAAAAAAUAUGGGUCAAGGUGCUUAUGGUAAAGUUGUACUGGCUCAAUAUAAGAAGGAUAUAAAUUAUAAAAUUGUUAUUAAACUGAUUAUAAAAGAACGUAUCUUGGUGGAUACAUGGGUUCGUGAUAGGAAACUGGGUACAAUCCCAUCAGAAAUUCAAAUAAUGUCAACAUUAAAUAAUGAUCCUCAUCCAAAUAUUAUGAGAUUAAUUGAUUUUUUCGAAGAUGAUGAUUAUUAUUAUAUUGAAACUCCACAACAUGGAUUCCCUGCACCAGGUAUAGAUUUAUUUGAUUUAAUUGAAUUACAAAAAACAAUGAAUGAAUUUGAGAUUAAAUCAAUUUCAAAACAAUGUAUUAGUGCAAUUAAUCAUUUACAUAUUAACGGUAUAGUUCAUCGUGAUAUUAAAGAUGAAAAUUUAAUCAUUGAUAAUAAUGGUGUUAUAAAAUUAAUUGAUUUUGGUUCUGCUGCUUAUGUUAAAACUGGUCCAUUUGAUGUUUUUGUUGGGACUUUAGAUUAUGCUGCACCAGAAGUUUUAAAUGGUUUACCAUAUGAAGGUAAACCACAAGAUGUUUGGUCUUUGGGGAUCUUAUUAUAUACAUUGAUUUAUAAAGAAAAUCCAUUUUAUAAUGUUGAUGAGAUUAUGGAUGGAGAUUUAAGAAUUCCUUAUAUAUUAAGUGAAGGAUGUAUAAAAUUGAUUAAGAAAAUCUUACAAAGAGAUAUUAAGAAAAGACCAACUAUGCAAGAGAUUUACCAGGAUGAAUGGCUGAAUGAAUGA